This is a messenger RNA of Neolamprologus brichardi, 1715 nucleotides long. RefSeq names its product RNA binding fox-1 homolog 3a (gene rbfox3a). The record is from RefSeq and is a predicted model, not a curated record. Gene Ontology annotation, molecular function: mRNA binding. Gene Ontology annotation, cellular component: cytoplasm; nucleus. Gene Ontology annotation, biological process: regulation of alternative mRNA splicing, via spliceosome; nervous system development. Lineage: Eukaryota; Metazoa; Chordata; Actinopteri; Cichliformes; Cichlidae.
GACCCACUGUGUUCAGGGCCAGAGGAACACAUGAAAAGGAUUUUUUAACUGCUGCAAACACAGAGGCCGUCAGCGAACACUUAGCAAACAGCAAAAACAAACUGAGUGACGAAGAAGAGCAGCGCAGACACUGAAAACACUCGAACACACAGGACACAGAGAGAAAAAGAGGAAGAGCGCUGGUCUCUCUGGUUUCCUUGCAUCUUCAUCUUCUAACCUCUCUCAUCCCCUCUCAGCGAAGAUGAUGAUGUAUUUCUGGGGUAACCAAGAGGCCCCGGCUCCCCCUGAAGCUAUGGCUCAACCUUUCCCACAAGCCCAGUAUCCACCUCCUUCACAGAACGGGAUUCCUGCUGAGUAUGCUACACCCCACACCCACCCACCGGCUGACUACACGGGAACGAGCACAGUGGGCGAGCAUACCCUAACACUAUACUCGGCGACGCACACACAGAGUGAGCAGCCAGGCAACGACAGCAGCACUCCAGCUCUUACUGCUAACACAGUAUCGCAUCCAGAGGACGUGGCACAGACCGAGGGUUCGCAGCAGCUCCACCUGCAGCCCAGCGAUUCAUUAGAGAAGCAGCAACCCAAGAGGCUACACGUCUCUAACAUCCCUUUCCGCUUCCGGGACCCUGACCUCCGGCAAAUGUUCGGGCAAUUUGGAAAGAUUUUAGACGUGGAGAUUAUUUUUAAUGAACGAGGCUCCAAGGGUUUUGGGUUUGUAACAUUUGAAACCAGUGCAGAUGCUGACCAUGCACGGGAGAAACUAAAUGGUACAAUCGUAGAGGGACGAAAAAUAGAGGUGAACAACGCCACCGCCAGAGUAAUGACCAACAAAAAGAUGGCAAACCCUUACACAAAUGGCUGGAAGCUGAAUCCAAUGGUUGGAGCCGUAUAUGGUCCUGAAUUUUAUGCAGUGGCAGGUUUUCCAUACCCCAGUGCAGGAGCAGCUGUUGCCUACAGAGGGGCUCAUUUGCGAGGCAGGGGCCGCGCCAUCUACAACACGUUCCGUGCUGCACCUCCGCCUCCACCCAUCCCCACCUAUGGAACUGUGGUCUACCAGGAUGGAUUUUAUGGGGCAGAAAUAUAUGGAGGAUAUGCAGCCUACAGAUAUGCACAGCCAGCUGGUACUGCUGCAGCUGCUUACAGUGACAGUUACGGCAGAGUCUAUGCAACCGCAGACCCCUAUCACCACACCAUCGGUCCUGCAGCCACAUACAGUGUGGGCACUAUGGCUAGCCUUUACAGAGGAGGGUGCAGUCGCUUCACUCCCUACUAGAAAAGAGGGACAGGCCCCCCUUUGCUUUGCCGCAGACAUAAAAAGCAAAAACUCAGAUCAGCUAGAAACAGCUUUCACCCCCUUCGUGAUGCUUCCAGGUGGCAGAUGUAACUCUGACAUGCAAGAAUCAUCUUAAAUCUGCUUCCCUGUUUACGGACUGUAAACAUUUACUGAUGUCAUUUAUUGAUGUACUGUACUUAUUGUUGUAAAUAACAAUGUGUUGAUUUGAAUGUUUGGAUUGAAAAAGUUGAACAAAGACAGUUUUAGCCGAUGUGGAGCGAGCCGACCAAAAACUAGACUUUAAUGAAAUUCAUAGAAUUUUUGUUUUGCCCUGUGACUCCUGUGAAGUGGCCUUUGGUGCCAGUUUAAAUCUGUUUACCUAGACUCCUAUAUACUCCUAUAUCCAUAUGUUCAUUACUGUGCAAAAGUCUUGAGC